Messenger RNA from Paramisgurnus dabryanus, 3657 nucleotides. It is a transcript of the gene emilin2b, whose product is annotated as elastin microfibril interfacer 2b. The record is from RefSeq and is a predicted model, not a curated record. Lineage: Eukaryota; Metazoa; Chordata; Actinopteri; Cypriniformes; Cobitidae. Gene Ontology annotation, molecular function: protein binding.
ACUAACAAACAGAAAGUUUCUGAGCCUAACCAGUUUGUCAUGUGAAGUUUAUUGGAAACCAUAAAGUAUUCAGCAGUAACGAGAACCUGAUCCCACAGACGCGCGUCCACCGGAGGAGAGCUGCGCGCCCACUGGAGAGCUGCGCGCACUGACGGGGGCGGAGUGCCAGUCUCUCCACUUUGGAGACAUCAUUGAAACUCACACAGUGUUCAUGAAACUUUGAUAAAACAGCAUUUCAGUUUGUCAUUAAUGCUUGCAUGCGCACUCCUGUGAGUUAAUUAAAAAUGAAGCGCGCUCUUGCAGGUCACGCGCACCUAUGUAUUGGAAUUAUUAGUUUUCUUACCUUUCCACUGGUUUAUGGAACCUUCAGUCUGUUUCAGGGCAAUGCAUAUUCAAACUCAGUCCCACGACAAAGAAACAAAAACUGGUGUGCGUUCGUAGUGCACAAGACCGUGUCGUGCGCUGUGCACGCGGCUACCGAAAGCGUCGUGGAUCCGCAGCUCGCGCCCUGCCCGCCGCAUCUGCCGGAGUGUGCGCAGCGGAUGAUGUAUCAUACUCGCCUGGUGCCACUAUACAAAGUAGCUUACAAACAGGUGACUGAGCUGGAGUGGAGGUGUUGCCCAGGUUUUCAGGGUCAUGACUGUACUGAUCUGAAAGAUGCACCGCCGAGACCUCACGUCCUGCAGGAAUCACAGCAGGAUCACUCGAUGCACACCAACCUGCAACAACAAAGUGUACUGGGACAUUCUGGGACGCAUCCUUCGACACAUCCAGGGCAAACUGGACAGAAUACGGAUCCCUCAACACAGGCUGGUGAGCGCCAACAGGAGAGUCGGCGAGUUAAGGCUUUAGAAGAAGAAGUAGAGCAUCUUUCUCAGACAGUCCUUGACUUGCAAGCUGCCAUGACAUCGGCUACUGCAAACCUGCGGGUAGAGUUACAGGAAUAUGCCAGCAAGAUCUUUGGAAACAUGUUGGGGAACUUGCCACAACCAGAUAAUGUCAAGACGGGUAAAACCGAGAGCUUCGUGCUCCCGUCUGACCUUGGUGGAUCACAAGUUACAGAUGAGCUCCAGAACCAGGUCACCAACCUUUCCAACACAAUCAGCACUAAUACAAAUGACAUCCAAGGUCUGAACGUCAAGAUCCAGAACAUCGAUGAACAGCUGCAUCGGCUAACAGAGGCAUCCAGUACUGGUCCACUUCAACCUCCAUCCACAGCAUCAAACAGCGAGUGUUCGUGUCAAACGUACAUAGACGAAAAGAUCUCUGACCUGCGUAUGGAGCUUCUUGAAGGCAUGGACAUCAAAAUUUCCGAUAUGAAGAAUGCAUGCAACUACAAGAUCUCUACAGUUCAGGAGAUGUGCGAGGAGCAAGAGAUUAUCUACUCAAGCUUGGUCGAGCUCGUCGAAUCCAAAGAGGCUGAUCUCCGCAAAGAGAUUCAAGAUCUGCAUCUACUUUUACCAAAUGCAACGUCCCCAGGGUUGGACAACCCUGAGGUCCAGAAGCUUAAAGACGACCAACAAAUCCUAACCAAUGCCAUUAGUCAUCUGAAUACCACACUUGCACAGAUUGAUGUAAAGGGACGUGCUCUGGGCGUGAGGGUAAGUCUUGCAGAAAAAAAUGUAGAGAACUGCUGCAAGCUUGAAGCGAAGAUGAGAAGCGAACGGCACAAAGAGCAACAAAACAUUGUGUUUGAUGAACUGUUCAAUAGUGUGCAACCUGACAACAGCAGUUCACUCUUAAAGUAUGAGCAACGACUUGAAGUCCUAGAGAAACACACUGAGAUCAUGCAGGUCAAUAUGGGCUCUCUUUCUCACCAGAUGAUGAUGAUGGAGAUCUUAGUCUCAGAGCUCAAUCACUCCAAAACUUUUGAGAGUCACGAUGAAAAGCUGAAGAUUGUGAAUUGUGGGCAAUGCCAAGAGCAAGUGACGACGAUGAAUGACUUGCUUAACACGCUUGAUAGACGUGUGGCGAACAUCGAGAACGUCUGCGGCCGGUUUGAACCGAUGUCCGACAGUCUCAGAAGGAUUAAAGAUGGACUCAACAAACAUGUUAAUGGCCUGUGGACCUGUGUCCGACAUCUGAACAGCACAGUACUCACACAUACAAGGGACAUUAACACUUUUAAAGACUCUUCACGCUUCUCAAAGGACCGGCAGGAUGGCAUCACCACACAAACAUAUACAGGUGUUCAUGAAAGUAAACCAGCUGUAAAUGUGUCUAUGGAAGGAGAUCUAUCACAACUAGAGCCUCCUGUGAUAAUGUCAGGGGAGGCGGGGCCUCCAGGACCCAAAGUCACAUCACAGUCCCCUCAGGGGACACCGGUUACCGGCUACGCGGGAGCUCCAGGUUAUCCGCUGUUACAAAGUCAGGAUUCUGUGUCCGCACAGAUUCCAUUGAGGACCGUUCAGAUGGCCAAAGGAGAUGGGCGAGGAAUGACGCGCGUGUCAUUUUCAGCCGGUCUGACACUUCUGCCGUUUCCUGGUGAAAUCGCCAUCAUCCGAUUUAACAAUGUCCUGUUAAAUGAUGGAGGACAUUAUGACCCCAAAACAGGUGUGUUUAUUGUGCCAGUGGAUGGGCGGUACCUGCUCAGCGCCGUUCUAACAGCUCAGACUGGAGAACGAGUCGAAGCUUUUCUCUCAGUAGCCAAUCGCAACAUCCAGAAGCUCUACACUGCUGGAGUAGGGGGCGGAGCCAGUGAGGGGUGUGUCUGUGGAGGCUCCGCCUCUGUAAGUCUUGCACUACAUUUAAAGCGAGGCCAGAGGGUAGGGCUUGUGCUGACCUCAGGGAAACUGGCGUUAUCAGCGUCCAAUGAAAUUCUGUCUUCAUUUAGUGGAGUUUUGCUUUACCCAACGGUGGCCAAACGAUAGCCAACACCAACAUCAGAGUCAUUUACAUUUGCAAAAAGCCACUCUGAGAUUUAAAAUCCAGUUUUAAACACUGAUGUGAAGAUAACAUAAAUCAUCAAGUUUGGUUCAUACUGUACCAGGUCAAGUGCAAAAGAGAGAUAAACCAAAAUACAUUUACAGUAUUUAUAAUGCUAGUAAUUAUACUCUUAAAAAUAAAUGUAUUUUUAUUAAUGGUCUCAGAUUUUUGGACGCCGCCUGUAUUUACCUUCCAGAAAUCAGCUGCUCAGUGGAUUUUCAUUUGAGAAAAAAAUAUUGUAGGGAACUAAAAUAUCUAUCUGUUCAUUUGACUGCAAAGUUCAUUUAUUUGUUGACUGUGAUCCAAAUGUAAACCCAAGACUGUAUGUGCACAGACGCUCCGAUGUUAUGUUGUUUUAAACAUUUCAAGAAAAAAAUGCAUGUUGUAAACGAUAAUAUUUUACAGAUUUGUAGUUGUACACAGACACGUCUACAUCGUAUUACUGUUCAUAGACAUCACUUUUACCUGUGUGUACACCAUCAUCCCAGUGAGACAAUGUUUUCUAAAAGUUUACAUUUUAUUUACUGAUGCGUUUUAUCUAUCAUUUAUUUUUACUGUCGUCAUAAUAAUGUAAUAUAUUUUGUGCAGAAUUUGUGGAUAAGAGCUUUACAGUUAUGUACAUCAGCUAAGGCAUUUAUAAUUAAUAUGAUUUACAAAGUGCUGAAUGUCAGAAGUUUCACAAAAAUGUGCAAAUAAGUUUCUGUUACAAAAAUAAAGCUGUUUUGACAAUCA